This is a messenger RNA of Mya arenaria, 2670 nucleotides long. RefSeq lists its product as uncharacterized. The coding region runs from base 1 to 2670 and encodes 889 amino acids. The transcript has 4 exons. The record is from RefSeq and is a predicted model, not a curated record. Lineage: Eukaryota; Metazoa; Mollusca; Bivalvia; Myida; Myidae.
AUGACUGAUCCAAGGGAGGUCGAUAGCGGGGAGGUAAUAUUUAAUAACCCAGAGGCGGCCGACGAUGCCGACGAGUAUGCCACACUGGACUCCACGUCCGAGGCCGGGUCUACAACCAACGCCCCGCCAGGUCAGGCCCUUAAUGCAGAUGCUCCAUCUUAUGUGCGCUGGGGGACGACGUACUACGGCGCCGGCCGAACGAAAAGGGAUGUUGACCACACGUGUGAUGCGGGUAAUCCGACAGGGACACCAUAUGGCUACAACGCGACGGGGUCGACGCAACGGGAGGAAUAUGCGGUAUCAAGCUCCACGAACACGAGAGCAGGCGGAAGUAGUUGGGAAUCGGACCGGAUGUACCACGGGCCAUACACGCAGCCUGAUAGGAUACGCGGCGCCCCCUAUUUUCGCGAAGGAACUGCGAGGUACCCACCAGUUAAGUUGCCGGUGUUCACUGGUGAAGAAGACUGGGCCACCUGGCUGACGCAGUUUGAAGCCAUAGCCGGUCGUUUCCGCUGGUCCGAAGACGAGAGGCUUGAUCAGCUACUGCCUAGGCUGGUGGGGGCAGCAGCACAAUUUGUAUUUUUCCAAUUAAAGCCUAACACAGUGAAUGACUACAAAGAACUUAUUAUUGAGCUAAAUAGUAGGUCCAGGGCUGUUAAAACAGCAGCCCGGUCAUAUGCCGCUAAAUUUAGCAGACGGACGCAACGACAGGGGGAGACAGUAGAGGAGUACGCAUCAGACCUCAAAAUGCUGUACGACAAGGCCCACGGGUUUAGAGACCGGAAGACGAGGGACGAGGACUUCGUGCGGCGGUUCUUGGACGGGGUCGCAGACGAGGAAAUGCGGUUCGAGCUGGUGUUUAAUAAAGAACCUAGGACGGUCGAUGAGGCAGUUUACUUUGCAGUCAAUUGGUUACAGAUUCGGGGAAGAGAUAGAGCUGACAGAAAAGGGCGUUAUCAAGCAAGAAGAGCAUACCGGCCGCAGUGGGACAAGCAUAAUGGGACCGCCCCGAAUGGCCUAGGGGAGGUCCACAUUAGCAGUAAAGCAGGCCUUAAAGUUACAGCCAUAACGCAGCAAGAAGACGGUGAGGGGACGACAGUGGGGAGUGAAAGGGCCGUGAGGAGGAGCUCUAUUGCAGAUGGGUUAUACGUACGAGGGUCUGUUAACGGAGUACCGGUCACGCUCACUGCGGACACUGGCGCCUCACGGACGAUACAAUCUACACGGGCGUACGAAGCUAUACCAAAGGACAAGCGGCCGCCAUUAGAAAGGGCGUACUGCUUAGUGAGUGCGGGGGGCAACCCGAUUAAGAAGGCAGGUAAAGCCAAAUUCAGCCUGAGUUUAGGGACUCUGGAGCUUGAACGAGAGGUUAUUGUGGCCGAAGAGGAAGACGACGCUCUACUGGGGUAUGACAUCCUAAGGGGAGGGAAGAGCGGUCCCGCAGACAUUCUGCUUAGCCAAAAUAAAAUACGUUUAGAGGGAGUUGAUGUGCCAGUAUUUCAGGUGGAGCGGGACAGGAAAACCAGACGGGUUGAUGUAGCCGACGACAUCAGCGUCCCUAGACUUGCAGAGUCGGUGAUAAGUGUGUAUGUAGAAAGGUACGAAGAAGAUGACACCGUGCAGGCUGAUUUUAUUGUUGAACCAGUAGAUAACUUUAGGGACAACUAUCCAUUACAAAUGGCCGCUACUCUAGUGGAUGUAAACCAGGGGCCAACUUGUAAAAUCAGAAUUCUCAACCCAUUCCCAAGAGAUUUCUUGUUGCGACAGAACGCCGAAAUUGGGAGAGCCGAAAGGGUUGAACGAGUGGUCAGUGUGGUUGAGGCCGCUGAGGACGACGAUGGUCAAGGGAACAUGACGUCAGUGAGAAGAAUUAGGCUAGGAGAGAGGUCUUCACCGGGCGUACGAAGAUACUUUCAGAUACCACUCAAAGAAGAGGAUGUUCCAAAGAGCGCUUUCUGUUGCAAAUACGGGCACUUCGAAAUGACACGUAUGACAUUCGGUUUAAAUAAUUCAGCCAGUACCUUUCAGCGCACGAUGGAGAUUGCACUGCAGGGCCUCCAGUGGGAAACUUGCCUGGUGUACAUCGACGAUAUAAUCGUCUACGGGACCACUUUUGAACAGCACAUUCACAGGGUGGAGCAAGUACUAGAUCGCAUGCAACAGGCGGGGUUGAAGCUGAAACACGAAAAAUGUAACAUGUUGCAGCACAAAGUCCUGUUUCUUGGUCACGUGGUUUCAAAUGACGGAGUUCUCCCAGAUCCGACCAACAUCAGUAAGAUAGUCGACUGGCCAGUACCUCAGAACACAAAACAUGUGAAACAGUUUGUAGCCACGGCAUCUUUUUAUCGAAGGUUUGUAAGGGACUUUGCCACCAUGGCCCGACCCCUAACGGAACUUACCAAGAAGGACCGGAAGUUUGAGUGGGGAGAUGCUUGUCAGACCGCCUUAGAGAAUUUGAAAAGGGCACUGACUGGACCGGAAGUAAUGGGGUAUCCAUUGAAUGAAGGGGAUAUCUUCUACCUAGAUACGGACGCCUUCGGGGUUGGAAUAGGCGCGGUCUUGUCACAAAUGCAGAAGGGGAGAGAAAGGGUGGUCGCCUACGCCAGCAGAAAUGAAGGCAUCAAACUGCGGUAUUAUGUGGCAGUGCGCCAGAUGUGGCAAACAGGAUAG